Molecule: messenger RNA, 3676 nt
Organism: Chelonoidis abingdonii (Abingdon island giant tortoise)
Lineage: Eukaryota; Metazoa; Chordata; Testudines; Testudinidae
Gene: SYT16
Product: synaptotagmin 16
Molecular function (GO): phospholipid binding
Source: RefSeq, a predicted model, not a curated record
UCGGUGGACUCCCAUGCUUGGAACAACCAAGGAGACGAAAACACUACAAAGAGAGGUCGAGGGUUCAUGAGGGCCUGGCUCACAGAAUUGUAAGUGUGGCAUGCUGGCAAAACUGAACAACUGAUCAUCAGAUACAGGUCAUGGUAUAAGCAUGGCUUCUGAGAACGCUCAGAGUUUCCUCCAGCCACUCUCCUCCUGGAUGUCCCGGAUGUAUGAAGCUGUCCAACAAGCAGGAGACUCCUUAUCUUCUUCGUUGGUCAACUUGAGGAGAGUGGACCACAAGUUGGAGGAAGAUGGAAACCAGGACUUAGAAGACAGUGAUGGCAGUUAUAAGGACUACUCUGAAGAUUCAGAAGAUGAAGGACGUCUUAGCCAGAACAUGAAAGGUGCUGAGCACGUGCAUCUUGAAGACAGUCACUUUCCAUCAACAAGUCAUGAUCUUAAUUCCCAGGCACCUGCUGGUGGCUCCAACAUGAGUCUACAAUGGCAAAAAAGAGUGAGAAGUGGCACCAGCUCCUCAGAGCAAUGUCCAGAUGACACCAACUCUCUGUCAUCCCAGGGAUUUUACCAAGAAUAUGAUGAUCACCAGCUGCUAGGUAUGCUUUCUGCCAUACCCGAGGAGGAAGUCUACCUCAACAGGCAGAUAAGGGAUCUUCAACAUGACCUUGAUGUGGCUGGCUCAUUAGAAAAUAUUAAUGGAAAGGCAUGUGUGGAAGUGAACAGUUAUGGGGAGGAUGAAGAGCUAACCACAUCUUCAGAUAGCGACGAUGAGGUGAUGAAACAGUUUGCGAUCUCUGUGUCGCGCUCACAGAGUUUUCGAUCGGGGGUGUCUGAAAAGGCAACACAGGCAGGUUCAGAACGUAAACCUAAAUUCAACCGCUUGCUGUCCAACCAUGAGGAGUACAGUACCGAGGCAUCUGAAUGCGAAGAACUGGAUGGGCUAAGCCAACUGAGUUUUCAAGACAACUUAUCCUAUCAUGAAGAGGACCACAUAUCUGUUGAUUCAAGAACUACCUCUGAGAGUAGGGGUACCAUGCAAGCCAAAGGCCCUGGAAUGGAGGCUAGCAGUGCCCAUAGCCUUAGCCAACAAGCCACAGAAGGGAGCUUGCAAAUGGAGACGGCAUUCAGCAACCAGAGAUUUGAAGGAAAUGAUGCAACUGACAGCUCAUCCGCUUGGAGCCCUGAGGAACACGAUGGAGGGAAUAGUCUUCCAGCUCAUCAUAAUGCCCAUGAACCCAUUUCUAAAUGCGGUGACCUAGACGUCCUCCUCGAUUAUAAGGCCUCAAGCCAAAAGCUGCUGGUAACUAUCCUGGAGGCUAAGGAUAUCCCAGACAAAGAUCGCAGUGGUGUGAACACCUGGCAAGUUCACACAGUCCUGAUGCCCAGCAAGAAACAGAGGGGAAAGUCGAGCAUUCAGAAAGGACCCAUCCCAGUGUUCAAAGACAAAAUGACCUUUAAUAAGCUGGAGCCAGAGAAGCUGAGUAGCUACGCACUCAGGUUCCGUCUCUAUGCAGUGCACAAAAUGAUCCAGGAACAGAUGAUGGGGGAGCAACUGUUUUAUCUGAGGAGCCUAAACCAGGAGGGGGAAGUGAAGGUGACACUGGUUUUGGAGCCAAGGAGCAAUAUGAGUAAUGGAGACUCUCAGCUCAGUCUGUCGGCCAUCUCGCACAGUGAUAGCGCUUCUUCAACACAGUCCCUGUCGCACGGAGGUGUACCAGAGCUGCUGGUGGGACUGUCGUACAAUGCUACUACCGGACGGUUGUCAGUAGAGAUGAUUAAAGGCAGCCAUUUCCGCAACCUUGCUAUUAACAGGCCGCCCGAUUCAUCUUCCAUCUGAUUCCUUGUAAAGCUGAAUUCCUUUGUGCGUCCCAGCUAACUCCAGUAAGAAUGAGCCUUGAACACAAACAAAAUACCUCUGUUGGACAAAUGUUUUCCCCCUAUCAGUUCUGAAACUUCUUGUAUUAUAAAAUUCCACCACUCAUAAUUAGUAGGGGCAAAAAAAUCUCAUGCGUACAAGUCCAACUCCAAUCUCAUGUUUCACUAGUCCUACCCAUAAGUUGGUCCAGGCCUAUCGCUAUGUUCAGACAUCUGCACCUCACCCAUUGCCACUUGCUCAUAACUGCAGAAAUCUGCUCCAAGUCAAGAUGUUCAAUAUUUUCAUGUUCAGUGUGCAAUAUUUUAUGUGCAUGGUGCUCAGGAUAAAACCUGUUCUACAAUCUGUGCUGUCAUGUGGCCUCUCAAGCACAAGCUUUCCAAACGGACAUGCACCACAUACUUCCCAUGACCCUGCACAGUCAGAGGGUUUUCGAUUUACUGGGCCAAAGUCUCUACUGAUGUAACUGCAUUGAUGCCAGCAGAGAAUUUAGCUUGCUCUCUGUUAUUAAAAGUAAAAGAAGUAAUUAUUUGAUUUAGCAUUUAAAAUAUUUUAUUGCAUUUAUAUCUUAUGUCAACUUUUUACAGCAGCGUGUCCUAGGGCAUUUACAUGAAGCACACUGAAAUAUAUGUCUGACUCGAUUUGAAUAUACUGUACAUAAGCUGUGUACUGGAGUCUUUCUAUACUGGAUCAGUAUAAUGUUUCUGGCAAGUAAAAGUUUUAUUGUCUCACUGUUGCAUUUGCAGCUGGACACUGGAGAUGCACUGGCUUUACAUAUAUUCCAAUCUUUCUCCUCCACAAUAUUUAGCUCAUUCUGUGUUCUUUAGAAACACAUACUACAAUGUUCCAUCUCCACCUGGCUUGUGGGUGGACAUGAAUAGAUAGUGCAGGGUAUUUUCAUAGAACAGCAUUUUAGGCCUAAUUGAUGAUGAUUAGCAUCACAUGGUCUCUAGAAGAGAAAUCUGGAUGGUUUUAACCCAUUUCCCCCCCACCCCUUCGUUGCUAGUGUAUAAGUAACACACAUCACAAGCAGAUAGCAAUGUGAGCCACAUUCUAAAUAAUUUGCAGGCCAACAUUUGGGUGACUGUGCACUAAAAGUAACACAGAGAUUGGUACGUCUUACAGCACUUGAGACACAUAAGCACAUGCUCUAUCUAUGAACUGGUUACUUAAGGCAGUGGUGACGGAAACAGAUUACCAACAUGUCAGAUUUCUAACUUUCUCUGUGAAUAAAGCAAGUCUUCCUGAGCGUGAAUUCUUGGGUGAUUUCCUCCACCAAAGGUGGUACAGUAACAGGAGGAGAAUCAUUAUUGUGUAUGAGAGAAGUAUCAAACUCAGACUCCUUUUUCACUUUUGUAACAUUCAAAGAUUAAACAGGAAAUUGUACCAUCUGCCUAGUUAAUAAAUAACUAGUAUCGACUGGAAUGUCAGGACCUUAAUUUGACCUGUUUGACGUAUGCUUUGAAAGAGAUCUGAAGUGCAAAACUGUAGUGACAAAUGUGACUAAAGAAUAAGUGAUACUUUUCACCUAUUUGAAGAUAAAACUUUUUUUAAUCAACUUAUGUACUAGCAUGCAUGAUCAUGUAGUAUGUUGCCUCUUGCUAAUUAAUAUUCCUAAAGUAGCAUAUAAUGUCUAGAUGAACUCUCACUGGAAAAAAAAAUUAAGCCCAACUUCUGGAAAAUGUCUAACUGAAAUUAUAUGUGCCCAUAUGACCAUUCAGAGCUCAGAAAUAAUCUUAUUUUGUUAUGCUGAACAUGGUUGCUAUUGGAUUUUAUCAAUAAAGUCUAAGCAGAUGGCUCAUA